This is a messenger RNA of Astrephomene gubernaculifera, 2890 nucleotides long. Lineage: Eukaryota; Viridiplantae; Chlorophyta; Chlorophyceae; Chlamydomonadales; Astrephomenaceae. The record is from the annotation of a GenBank genome assembly.
CUUCUGAGUAACGCACGGGUCGUAAAUCCUUCUCAAGGAGCUUGGGUUCAGCGUAAAGCUCACCUCUUAGCGACCGUACCUGCCUAUUCACAUCGGUAGAAUGUUGGCUUACUAAGAAUAUAUACAAUUCUCGUUGCCUUAAUGCUCAAGGAGACAGGGUUCGAUCCUAGGCUCAGGAGGGCGACAGACGAAACCGCUCAGAUCCUGUGACUUCAAUUGCAGUGCAUUUGAUAAUUAUGACCUGGACAAUGACUCCGGACAGUUACGAUGUUGUCGUGAUCGGAUCGGGGCUGCCCGAAUGCCUCGUUGCCGCAUCACUCGUGAAGUCGGGAAAGAGCGUCCUCAUCAUCGAUGCGGUUGACACAUACGGUACCGACUUUGCGUCCUUCACACCAGCGGCGCUUCAAAACGCCUUGAACGAACAAGCCAAACAAAAGACGGGCGAUGAAGGAGCUCCUUGCGCAACAGCCGCCUCGUCAGCAUCCGGUGCUAACGAUGCCCAGAAUCCGCAUCUUCCUCAGCAACCCAACUCCGCGAACGAUGGCGCUCAGGAGCACGAGCACUCCCUGCCCGCUUGCUCUCCCCUCUCAGAACCGCUGCCGCCUGGCUGCCGGCUGCUGCGUCUGCGCCAGCGGCCGCUGCCGUUGUCCGGUUUGCGGGCAUUCGCGGUGGCUGGCGAGGAGGGCGGCGGGCCCGCAGACCGGAGAGGCUACAUACUCGACCUCGUCCCAAAGCUGGUGUACCAGUCCGAGCCGCUGGUGGACCUGCUGGUGCGCUGCCGCUGCCACCACUACCUGGAGUUCAAAGCAGUGGAGGGCAGCUACGUGCUCCAGGACGGGGCCCUGCAGCCGGUGCCUGCGGGCCGUGCCGACAUCUUCCGCGACCGGCGGCUGGGCCUCGCCGACAAACGGCUGCUGAUGCGCUUCAUCGCGGGAUGCGUGGAGGCGCGCAGCGGGCAGGGACACCUCAAGGACGCCCUGUCCAGCGCCUCACCCCUGGCUGCCGUACUGGCGGCGGAGGGGCUGCCGGCGCGGCUGCGGGAGGUCAUUCUGUACGGCAUCGCAAUGGCCGACACGGACCAGGAGCCACCGCCGCCACCGUCGUCGUCGGCUACUGCUACUGCUACUCCAUCCACCGACAUCCAGCCAGUCAAUGGCGACGGCGACGUCAGCAGCAGCCCCUCGACGUCACCACCUGCACUGCCACCAUCCCUCAUGACGGGUGCCGAGGGCGGUGCAGCGCUAGAGCUCUUCACCAGCUCGCAGGGCCGGUUCGGGCAGGCGGGUGGGGCCUUCAUGGUGCCCAGCUACGGGUGGGGUUCCGUGGCGGAGGCGUUCGUACGGCUGUGUGCCGUACAUGGGGCCGUCACGGUACUACGGCAGCCGGUGCAGGGGCUGGUGCUGGCGGAGGGGGAGGCGGCGGCGGAGGUAAUGUCGACAGCGGUGGCGGUGGAAGGGGAAGGUCGAGGAGGUGAAGCGGGCGACGGCAAGGGGAGCAGCGAAGGGAGCAGCAGAGACGGCGGAAGCAGCGGCGGCGGCAGCAGAUGUGUGGGGAUUGUGACAGCUGCGGGUCAGCUGGUGCGCUGUGGCACGGUGGUUGCCGGUGCUGGGACCCUCAGGUGCCUCGAGGGCGCUGCUUCUCCCUCCCUGGAGGGCCCCUCACGGGAGCUCGUGUCUCGUGCUGUGGUAGUACUUGAUUCCUCCCUCAUCAGCCAGCCCCAGACCCAUCAGCAGCCCCAGCCGACCCAUGGGUCUUCACAAAGCGGUAUCGCGGCGCAAUCGCUGCUGACGGUGGUGGUGCCGCCUCGAUCGCCAGGAUGCGGUAGUGGAGGUGGUGGGCAUCUAGGCAACCCACACCCUGUUCGAGCGCUGCAGACAGGGGCGUCAACCUGCGUUUGCCCGCAGGGCAGGUUCCUGUUGUACCUCAGCACGCCCGCCACCUCACCUUCAGCCUCCGCGCACGACGACCUGUGUCCCUGCCUGGCCGCCCUGACGGACACCUCAGGACUGAGAGACCUCGCCACAGCACCCACAGCACCCACCGCCACCGCCACUACCACCACAACCUCCCCCAGCGGUCUUCAGGAUGCCACCACUUCCUCUUCCGCAACCGAGGCCGCUACCACUGACGCCACUGCUGCGGGGCCCGCUGCCUCCUGCCGUCCUCGUGCGCUGCGAGCAUGGUUCUACCGGCAACCCGUACUGCACCGCUGUGGGGUGGCGGCUGCUGCAACUGCAGCAGGGUCUGCGGGCGCAGGUGCAGGGCCAGAAGCAACUGCGGCGGGGACAGCAGCAGCAGCAACAACGGGCGCAUGUGUAGAAGAGGCCGGGGGGCUGGUGACGAGGAGGAGCGGGGGUGGUCUACCCGGGGGUGUGGUGCUGCUGCCGGGGCCGGAUGGGUCGCUGGCGGGGUACGGGGAGGUGCUGCGGACUACGGAGGCGGCAUUCAGAUCCGCAUUCCCGGGGGUGGCUUGGCUGUCGGAGGUCAACUUUGCGCCGGCGGGGGCCGCCGGCGGCAGCGGAGGCGAGGGUGAGGGCGGCGGGGCUGAGGGCGCGUUGGAGCGCGGCGAGGAGGACGACGCCAUAGAUGAGCUGUCGGCGGCGCUGGCGAAGCUGAAGGAUGCUUGAUGAACGGCCGGCGCGUCAGUUGUCGACUGCAUGUCAGGCCACAAUCGUCAUGUGAUCGGUGGUGCUUUGCUGUCCAAGUUGCAAUGGGGACUGGGUUGAGGAGAUGCAUGCUUGCUGUGGGGUAACGUCGUGUCGUACAGCAGAAGUGUCGGACUUGUGCAGCGGCGGCAACUGCAACUGCGUGAUCAACGGGUGUAUGGUUGCACCGGGUGCACGGGUGUGUAGUUGAGUGCCGGGUGUAUGCACGGGUGUCUAGAUUUACG